Messenger RNA from Rodentolepis nana, 342 nucleotides. NCBI's taxonomy places the organism in Eukaryota, Metazoa, Platyhelminthes, Cestoda, Cyclophyllidea, Hymenolepididae. The record is from the annotation of a GenBank genome assembly.
AUGAUGACAGGUAUAGUCAGCUGGACCUUUCUCCUUCUACUCGUUGCUCACAUUUGCUUUUCUGCAAAUCCUUUGCAAGCUACUCCGAUUGAAGACAUCGAUCCACAAUUAGGAGCCGUAGAGGAAGAUGCAGACUUCCCCUCCUCCUCCUCCUCCAAAGGUGUUGAGCCAAUAGCUGAUAUACCACCUGUGGAUGACAGUAUGCUCCAUGAUGAACUCAGUCCAGCAAGGUUUGUCAUGGAUACCGGUAGAGCCAAUCUCAUAUCUUACACUCAUGAAAAAGCUCCACCUGCAGAGACUCAACCACAAGUAGAGCGAGCGGUUGAAGUUCACGAAGCCUAA